This is a messenger RNA of Polypterus senegalus (gray bichir), 1919 nucleotides long. It is a transcript of the gene pth3r, whose product is annotated as parathyroid hormone 3 receptor. Lineage: Eukaryota; Metazoa; Chordata; Cladistia; Polypteriformes; Polypteridae. Bases 321 to 1853 code for a protein of 510 amino acids. The record is from RefSeq and is a predicted model, not a curated record. Gene Ontology annotation, molecular function: parathyroid hormone receptor activity; G protein-coupled peptide receptor activity; peptide hormone binding. Gene Ontology annotation, cellular component: plasma membrane. Gene Ontology annotation, biological process: cell surface receptor signaling pathway; adenylate cyclase-modulating G protein-coupled receptor signaling pathway. The transcript has 12 exons.
GGGGUCCAGCAUGCCGACAGUCGCCGCUGCUCUCCCAUGCUGACACACCCUGCUGGCACCCCGCUGUGAAAUUCCACACUUGGCAGCCAGUGACCUCUGACCCUGACAGUGGGCAGCAAUAUUUGGAGGACAAAGCGGCAUACAUGGGCUUGAGCAGCAAGAAGAGGGGCGAGGGAUGGCGCGCCCCCCCGCCCCCGCCCCCGCUGCAGUGCUUACCUUGUGACGCUGCCCCCAUCAUGUCCGCCGAGUCAUUCUGGUGCUGCUGCUGUUCCUUUUGUGAAAGGCGCUAUAUAAAAGCGGUCCCUGACCGAUGACCCACCAUGGCCACCCUCACCGGGCUCUCUGCUUGCUGGCAGGUGGACGCCGAUGAUGUGAUCACCAGAGAGGAGCAGAUGUACCUGCUGGCCGAGGCCAUGCGGAGCUGCAACCGAAGCCUCAGGGCACAACUGGAGGACAUGAAAGAUUUACACUGCCCGCCAGAAUGGGAUGGCAUUAUCUGCUGGCCGACAGGUGCCCCGAGCUCACUGGUGUCCGUGCCAUGUCCCGAGUACAUCUAUGACUUCGACCACAAUGGCCAUGCCCAUCGCCGGUGUGACCAGUUGGGACACUGGGAAGUGGCCAGCCCUGUGAACCGCACCUGGGCCAACUACGCCGAGUGUACCCAGCGAUUCCGCACGGACCAGAGGGGCAGAGAGGAGGAGGUCUUCGGCCGUCUGCAGAUGAUGUACACCACUGGCUACUCCCUCUCACUGGCAUCACUCCUGGUGGCCGUCGCCAUCCUCUGUCACUUCAAGCGGCUCCACUGCACCCGCAACUGCAUCCACAUCCACCUGUUUGUGUCCUUCAUGUGCCGCGCUGCCAGCAUCUUCAUGAAGGACGCCAUCGUCACCUCCACGUCUGAGGCUGCAAACCUCUGGGGGUACGAGGGGGGCUCGGGGGAGGAGCGCCAUCCACUGGUGGCGUGUAAGCUGGUGGUCACCAUGUUUCUCUACUUCCUGGCUACCAAUCACUACUGGAUUCUGGUGGAGGGCCUUUACCUACACAGCCUCAUCUUCAUGGCGUUCCUGUCCUACAAGAACUACCUGCGCGUGCUGACGCUCCUCGGCUGGGGGAUCCCCGCAGUGUUUGUGUCCGUGUGGGUCAGCGUGCGGGCCUCCCUGGCAGACACCCAGUGUUGGGAAGUCAGCGCUGGAAGGCUCAAGUGGAUUUACCAAGUGCCCAUUCUGGUGGCCAUCAUUGUCAAUUUCUUUCUGUUUCUCAACAUCGUCAGAGUCCUGGCCUCCAAGCUCUGGGAGACCAACGCAGGAAAGCUGGACCCCCGGCAGCAGUACGGGAAGCUGCUCAAGUCCACCCUUGUGCUGAUGCCCCUCUUCGGGGUGCACUACGUAGUCUUUGUGGGCCUGCCUUACACUGAGGUCUCUGGGACCCUCUGGCAGAUUCAGAUGCACUAUGAGAUGCUUUUCAACUCCACUCAGGGCUUCUUUGUGGCACUCAUCUACUGUUUCUGCAAUGGAGAGGUGCAGGCGGAGCUCAAGAAGGCCUGGCUGCGCCGGGACACGUCCCUCAACUUCAAGCACAAGGGCCGAUCGGCGAGCAGUGGUGGAGGUAGCGGCUACUAUGGCGGCACCACCUCCCACACCACCAACAGCGUGAACCUGAGCAUCGCGGCGGCGGCCACAAAGUGCUCCAGUGGGAUACUCCUGGGUGGGCGCCCCCCCGUCCUGCCAGGCUCGCCCAGCUGCCCCUGCUCCACAGAGGCGACUCACCAGGAGAGUCUGGGAGAAAACCGGCAGCUGCUGGAGCCGGAGAGACAGGAGACGCGGCUCGAGUGGGAGCUGGAGACGGCCCUGUGAGAGAGACGGUGGCAUGUAAAGACAAAUCAAUAAAAUGUCGCGUGUCAUGGAGUCCUGCUGCUCAUG